Salvia miltiorrhiza (redroot sage) is the source of this 2144-nucleotide messenger RNA. Its product is annotated as protein NRT1/ PTR FAMILY 5.10-like. Gene Ontology annotation, molecular function: tripeptide transmembrane transporter activity; dipeptide transmembrane transporter activity. NCBI's taxonomy places the organism in Eukaryota, Viridiplantae, Streptophyta, Magnoliopsida, Lamiales, Lamiaceae. Gene Ontology annotation, biological process: dipeptide transport; transmembrane transport. Gene Ontology annotation, cellular component: membrane. The transcript has 3 exons. Bases 207 to 1889 code for a protein of 560 amino acids. The record is from RefSeq and is a predicted model, not a curated record.
CAUAUGUUUCAUGUGUGGUUGUUUGUCACACACACACAUAAUAGUAUAUAAUAUAACAAAUAAUAAUUUCCUAUACGCUUAAAAAAAACAAUACUCCUAUAACAGUACCAAGAAAGAUGGAAACUAAAAUAGGAGUAACAUAGAAACCUUUUCUCAAAAAAAUAGUAAAAAUAACAUAGAAACCGACAAGUGUAGAGAGAGAGAGGAUGACCGGGGGUGACAUAUCGGAGCUCGAAGCGCCGCUGCUAGACGACGUCGUCAGGGGCUCCGUUGAUUUCAAUGGGCAGCCCGCCGUGAGGUCAAAAUCUGGCAGCUGGAAAUCCGCCUCUUUCAUGAUCGGUGUUGAAGUGGCGGAGAGAUUCGCAUAUUAUGGAAUAAGUGCGAAUUUGAUAAGCUAUUUGACGGGGCCGCUGGGCCAGUCCACGGCGGCGGCGGCGGCGAACGUCAAUGCGUGGAGCGGCACGGCGUCGCUGCUGCCGCUCGUCGGCGGUUUCAUCGCCGACUCGUAUUUGGGCAGAUAUCGUACCGUUAUCAUUGCUUCUGUUAUCUAUGUCUUGGGACUUGGCUUCUUAACUAUAUCAGCUGCUCUUAGUGAAUCCUACAAUUCUCUAUGUGAAAGCACAACAAGCAACUCUGCUUGCUCGCCUCCUUUGCUUGAAGUCAUCUUCUUCUUCUUCUCCUUGUACCUAGUGGCACUCGCGCAGGGCGGCCAUAAGCCGUGUGUGCAAGCCUUCGGAGCUGACCAGUUUGAUGAGGAGGACAAGAAGGAGCGCUUAGCCAAGAGCUCCUUCUUCAACUGGUGGUACUUCUCAACGGCCGCUGGUGUCUUCGUAGCUCAGCUAGUUCUGAGCUACGUUCAAGAGAAUAUGAGCUGGGAGCUCGGGUUUGGGAUCCCGGGUGCUUUCAUGUGUCUGGCAUUGGUUCUGUUCUUGAUUGGAUCCAUGACCUAUCGUUUUGGGAGUAGUCACGAUGGAAGGAGUCCGUUUGUGAGGAUCGGGUUGGUUUUCGUGAGAGCAGCGCGGAGCUGGUACUCUUCGUCCACGGAGACAUCUUCUGCUGCUAAAGAGAAAGAUGGCAAGCGCCAUUUUCUCGAUAGAGCGCUUGUUGUAGGGCCGGAGAUGGAUGGGGGGGCGUGCACCAUCCACGAUGUGGAGGAUGCCAAGGUGAUCCUCAGGCUCGUGCCGAUCUGGUGCACGUGCCUGGCCUACGCUGUCGUGUUUUCCCAAGCCGCCACUCUGUUCACCAAACAGGGCGCGACCAUGGACCGUGCCAUCACGCCUACUCUCGAGAUACCGGCUGCUUCUAUGCAGUCGAUCAUCCACAUAUGUGUGGUCAUCUCCGUCCCGAUCUAUGACCGCGUCCUGGUUCCCUUGGCCAGGGCCGUGACCGGGAAACCUGCGGGGAUAACAAUGCUGCAGAGGAUCGGGACGGGGAUGCUCUUCUCUAUUAUGCUCAUGGUCACCGCGGCGUUCGUUGAGGCAGAGCGCCUCGCAACGGCCCGGGAGCAUGGGCUAGUGGAUGAGCCGGACGCCACGGUGCCCAUGAGCGCGUGGUGGCUGGCCCCGCAGUACGUGCUGUUUGGUAUUGCUGAUGUGUUCACCGUGAUCGGCCUCCAGGAGUAUUUCUACGAUCAGGUGCCGGCGGACCUCAAGAGCGUCGGCCUCGCCCUGUAUCUUAGUGUGUUCGGAGUCGGGAGCUUCUUGAGCAGCUUCUUGAUAACGGUGAUCGAUGGGGCGACGGCGAGCGACGGCGGGGACAGCUGGUUCUCAAGCAACUUGAAUAGAGGGCAUCUUGACUACUUCUAUUGGCUGCUGGCGGGGAUUAGUGCACUUACAAUGUUGGCGUAUUUGUACUUUGCGAAAUCCUAUGUUUAUAAGAGGAAAGACUAAAGUCACGAAUGCUAGAUCUGAUGAAAUAUAUUUAUCAAGAUUUUGUGUUUGGAGCAUUCCACGGGAUUGGCGCUUGUAUUUCGGCCAGUUAAGCUCCUCAAUCGGGAUUUCUAGAUGCUAUCUUAACCAAAUAUACGAGUGUAGCAUUUAAUAUACAUGCUAUAUAUUCGUAUAUCUUACUCUGAAGUCUGAAAUUAUCAUUUUUAUUUGACACCUGCAGUUAUACUUAUUUGAAAUUCUUUGUUAUUAUAUCAA